Molecule: messenger RNA, 909 nt
Organism: Monoraphidium neglectum
Lineage: Eukaryota; Viridiplantae; Chlorophyta; Chlorophyceae; Sphaeropleales; Selenastraceae
Exons: 4
Coding region: 1-909 (302 amino acids)
Cellular component (GO): cytosol
Molecular function (GO): GMP kinase activity
Source: RefSeq, a predicted model, not a curated record
AUGGCCUCGCUGCCAGUGCGUGCGAGCUGCCUGGCCACGCGCGCCCUGUGCAUCUUCGUCGCGCCGCCGUCGCACGCCGAGCUGGAGCGGCGCCUGAGGGGGCGCGGCACAGAGACCGAGGAGAAGGUGCUCAAGCGGCUGGCCAACGCCGCCUCGGAGAUUGAGAAGUCCGAGGCUCCGGGGCUGUUCGACUUCAGGAUCGUCAACGAAGAUCUCGAGAAGGCCGUGUUGGAGGUCAGCGCUGCGAUCGAGGGGCGCGUCAGGGGCACGAUCCCCGGGGCGGCCGAGGCGCUGGCGCAAUACGUGGAAGACAAGCAGGCGGCCGCCGCGGAGGCCGCAGCGGCCGCAGCGGCGCAGGCCGCGGAGGCCGCUGCCGCGGAGGCCGCAGCUGCGGAGGCGCGGGCUGCAGAGGCGCGGGCCGCGGAGGAGGCCCGGGCUGCGGAGGAGGCCCGGGCGGCGGCCGAGGCAGAGGCGGAGGCGGCGGCCGCGGCGCGGCGGCAGCUGCACGAAGAGAGCGCGGCGCUCCCGCAGCAGCCGGCCGCCCCCGCGCCCGCGCCGGCGCCCGCAGCGCCGGUCGGCAACGGCACGGCGGCGCUGCUAGACUUCGGCUUCGGCGCCGCGGCCGGCCCCGGGCUGGCGGCGAAGGGCAUGCCGGUGCGCGCGUACAUGGACGCGACCGUAGUGCCUGUAUUGCGUGAGGGCCUGAAGGCGCUGAAUGUGGCGCGGCCGGACGACCCGCUGCAGUUUUUGGCGGACUUUAUCCUGGGGCAGCGGCGGCAGCGGCAGGAGCAGGCGCUGCUGCUCGCGGCGCAGCAGCAGGUGCAGGCGCAGGCGCAGGCGCAGCAGGCGGUGCAGCUGCAGGCGCUGCAGGCGCUGCAGGCGGCGGCUGCGGGCGCGCAGGGGCUGUGA